UUUUUGUAUUUUUGCGCUGCGAAUGACAUCACAGCGCAGGAAUAAUCCCGUUGCUUCUUCCAUCAUCAUCAUCACCGGAGAGAAAAGCUCCACUUGAUGACGAUGCGUGUGUAGCGUCUCCUGCUCCGCAUCGACUCCUCUCACACUCGCGUGGCCGGACGUCGCUGCUCUUUGUCGGCUUUGUUGCCUCAGAGUCUCGGCGCCUCCUCACUUGGUGAACAAAUAGCGCCUUCUGAAAGUACCAACAGGAGUUGUUGAGGGAACGGCGAAGGUGGCGGAGACGAGAUCGACCUAGAUCGGGCGUGGUUGCUGUAGAAAACCGAGAAAAAGUCAUCUUUUGUUUGCGAAACUUGACAGCCACGAUGUCGUUGUCGGUCCCGCAGAACGGAGUGAAGGCGGACAACGAGCCCGUUAUUGAGCUGUUUGUGAAGGCAGGAAGUGAUGGCGAGAGCAUCGGGAACUGUCCCUUCUCCCAGCGACUCUUCAUGAUUCUGUGGUUGAAAGGAGUCGUCUUCAAUGUCACAACUGUUGACCUCAAGAGGAAGCCGGCCGACCUCCAGAACUUGGCCCCCGGCACUCACCCGCCCUUCAUCACCUUCAAUGGCGAGGUCAAGACUGAUGUCAACAAGAUUGAGGAGUUUCUGGAGGACGUCCUAUGUCCACCCAAGUACGUCAAGCUUGGUGCCAGACAUCCGGAGUCCAACACGGCAGGCAUGGAUGUUUUUGCCAAAUUUUCUGCUUUCAUCAAGAAUUCGAAACCUGAUGCAAAUGAAGCUCUGGAGCGAGGACUCCUGAAGAUGCUACAGAAGCUGGAUGAGUAUCUUCGCUCUCCGCUCCCAGAUGAGAUCGAUCACAACAGCAUCGAGGACGUCAAGGUUUCCAACCGCAGGUUCCUGGAUGGAGACGAAAUGACCCUGGCUGAUUGUAACCUCCUGCCAAAGCUGCACAUAGUCAAGGUCGUGGCUAAAAAGUACAGAGGCUUUGAGAUCCCCAAAGAGAUGACCGCCGUCUGGAAGUACCUGAACUACGCCUACACGCGAGACGAGUUCACCAACACCUGCCCCAGUGACAAGGAGAUUGAGAUCGCCUACGCCGACGUGGCCAAGAGGCUGGUCAAAUAAGCUCCCGGUAGCUCUCUCCCUGCUCUUCCCAGCACCAGGACUGAAGUGCUCACUCACGAGAAAGAAGAACUCUGGACAUCUUUCCUUCUCUCCUCACCUCCAAUUUGCAAACCCCAGCCCCUCAUUCCAUGAAUAGAUCCUCAGCUUCAUCUUUAAUGAAUCUAUAUUUUCAAUGGCUGCUCAGCUCCUCGACCACGAGGGUCAGUGCUUAUGAAUGUCAGGACCCCCUCUCUCUGAUAAGUGGCCUUUGCCGAUGAACUGUGUGGAAGAAGUGAUGCAAAAGUGACUGUCCUUGGAUCUUAACAUCUCAGUCAGUCCAGUUAUUGCAUGUAGCUUUCCUAAAGAUCAGCUGUGUCACUUGUUCUAUACAGUGUCUGCCUUCUCCUGACCACCCUAUUGCUUUAUAUCAUCUGUUAUGUAUGGUGACUUCACCAGCCACAAAGCAUGUGUGCUAUCUUUUGGGUUGUUGGGAAACAUAACAACAGUGUUGAAGCAUUAACCCAAACCUGAGCAGUCAAUAGAUCAAUGCUUUAUUUUACUGUCAGCUGCAGGUACUUCAUGAUCUGAUUCUUUUGCUGCAGAGUAGCAUUCAUAUUUCUUGUGUAGCUGGAAGACCAAAUCUCUGUCCAAGUCACUACACGGAGACUGAGAAACCGACACAAGCCGAGGCACAUUAUUCCUGUUUGGGUCGGGCUGCUCGGAGUAACAGUCGAAACAGUCCGACGUGUGGUCAUGCAGCAAGAUGUAUUUAAAAAUAAAUAAAACUCAAUGGAGUACCUGCUUCUUCUCUAAAGUAGUGAAUGUAUUUAACAAUACUGUAGCUCUAGCGUAGCACAGAUGAAUAUUCCUUCCCACUUUUGUCUCAUCAUAUGAAAUUGAAGAAAAAAGGAAUUGUAAAUAUUUGUUAUUUGAUUUCUCAUUUUCCAUGGUGUAAAUUUUAUAUACAUUUGAUUAGAGUUUGGAGGGAACGUGGAAUCACACCAGAUUUAUGAACAAGUGGUUUCCUCAACUGCCUUAUUAGUUUGUUUUUGCUUUUUUCCAAAAUCUUUUCAUUAUUCACCAUGUUGCGAGUUUUGUCAUGGCUUUUUUUUUCAGCAACCAAAUCGAAAUAAAAAAUUAAAAAUUGGCACACUGUGGUUGUUUUUUUGUGUAUAGAUGAUGGAUAUGUUAUUGAAAUGACAAGUAUGUAUUUUUCAAAUACGUGGCUGAGACUUCAUUCAUUUACUGUUCAAAUACACAAUGUUAUCACAUGUUGAGGAUAGUGUCCAAGCAUUUAAAUAAAUACAGAACAAUAAAUGGACGUACAUAUUCAAUUAAAAUAUAUUUCCAUUUGUAUUUCCAUGCUUAUAUCAGUUUAUUUUAUAGCAUGCCUACAGCGAUUAUUUGCACUAGUAUUUCCAUUUCUCCUUCUUCAUUUAUUUCUGUCAGUAAAUAUUACCUGGAAUUUCAUAAUAAUGUGUUCCUGCAAUAAGCUGAAUCUUAUUUAAUGUAGUUUAGUGUGUGGCUGAU
Messenger RNA from Synchiropus splendidus (mandarinfish), 2630 nucleotides. It is a transcript of the gene clic4, whose product is annotated as chloride intracellular channel 4. Bases 363 to 1121 code for a protein of 252 amino acids. The record is from RefSeq and is a predicted model, not a curated record. The transcript is spliced from 6 exons. Lineage: Eukaryota; Metazoa; Chordata; Actinopteri; Syngnathiformes; Callionymidae.